GCGGCUUUGAAAGGAAGGCUGGGCGCGGCGCGGUCGGCUCUGCUUCGGCUCCAGCCCGCCGCCUACGUCUCUUCUCAUCUUUCUGGAAACUGUUCCUGUAGGAACCCGCUGAGCUCCGGAGCGGCAGGUGGCUCAGGCCACCGUCUCCGCCUGAUCCAUUCAUUGGAACCGGUCUUUCCUCCAAGUCCAAGUUCCUUGUGUGCUGCAGCUUGGAGCGGCGGGCAAGCGACAUGGAGAAGAGCAGCGAGACCAACGGCUACCUCGACGGCACUCAGGCAGAGCCUGCAGCCCGGGCCAGCGCGCCCGAGACGGCGGCUGGCAAAGCGCAGCGCUGCGCUAGCUUUUUUCGGCGCAACGCGCUGGUGCUGUUCACCGUGUCGGGGGUGUUGGUGGGCGCCGGCAUGGGCGUGGCGCUGCGGGAGCUGCAGCUCACCCGCACGCAGAUCACCUACCUAGCCUUCCCCGGCGAGAUGCUGCUCCGCAUGCUGCGCAUGAUCAUCGUACCGCUGGUGGUUUGCAGCCUGGUGUCCGGAGCCGCCUCCCUGGACGCCAGCUCCCUCGGGCGUCUGGGCGGCAUCGCGGUCGCCUACUUCGGCCUCACCACGCUGAGCGCCUCUGCGCUCGCGGUUGCUUUGGCGUUCAUCAUCAAGCCAGGGGUAGGCGCGCAGACUCUCCAGUCCAGCAGCCUGGGGCUGGAUGAUUCGGGGUCUCCUCCGGUCUCCAAAGAGACGGUGGACUCUUUCCUCGAUUUACUCAGAAACCUGUUUCCUUCCAAUCUUGUGGUUGCAGCGUUCACCACGUCUUCAACCAAUUACACAGUGGUGACCCAUAACACCAGCUCGGGAAACGUGACCUACGAGAAGAUCCCCGUUGUCAUCGAUGUUGAAGGGAUGAACAUCUUGGGACUGGUCCUUUUUGCCCUGGUGUUAGGAGUGGCUCUAAAGAAGCUAGGUUCUGAAGGGGAAGAGCUCAUCCGGUUCUUCAGCUCCUUCAAUGAGGCGACGAUGGUGCUGGUGUCGUGGAUUAUGUGGUACGUGCCUAUUGGCGUCACGUUCCUGAUCGGGAGUAUGAUUGUGGAGAUGAAGGACAUCGUCACCCUGGUGACCAGCCUCGGGAAAUACAUCUUCGCAUCGAUCCUGGGCCACGUCAUCCAUGGGGGAGUUGUUCUGCCUCUUGUCUAUUUUGCUCUGACACGAAAAAACCCGUUCAGAUUCCUCCUGGGCCUCCUCACACCGUUUGCAACAGCUUUUGCCACCUGUUCCAGCUCGGCAACCCUUCCAUCUAUGAUGAAGUGCAUUGAGGAAAACAAUGGCGUAGACAAGAGGAUCAGCAGGUUUAUUCUCCCCAUUGGGGCCACCGUGAACAUGGAUGGAGCCGCCAUCUUCCAGUGUGUGGCGGCAGUCUUCAUCGCCCAGCUCAACAACGUGGACCUGAACGCGGGACAGAUUUUCACCAUUCUGGUGACUGCCACGGCAUCCAGCGUCGGAGCAGCGGGCGUGCCGGGGGGAGGGGUCCUCACCAUCGCCAUCAUCCUGGAGGCCAUCGGACUGCCCACACACAACCUCUCUCUGAUCCUGGCUGUCGACUGGAUUGUGGACCGGACCACCACUGUGGUGAACGUGGAAGGGGACGCCCUUGGAGCCGGGAUCCUCAACCACCUGAAUGAGAGGGCAGUGAAGAAAGGCGAGCCGCAGGAGCUGCAAGAAGUGAAGGUGGAAGCCAUCCCCAACUGCAAGUCUGAGGAGGAGACGUCGCCUCUGGUGACACACCAGAACCCGGCAGGCCCUGUGGCCGUUGCUCCGGAACUUGAAUCCAAGGAGUCGGUGCUGUGAUGGGCUGGGUCUUGGGCCAGCCUGCUAGUCCCAGCAACCCACCCUGGUAGCCAGCCCCAUUGGCAUGGGCCAUGGCCCUCACAGACAUUUGUGUCUCCCAAGCAAUGCUUUGGCCCAAUCACCAAUAUGAGGGUGACCUCACAGCACAGGCAUGGGGCUCCCAGGACAGGACUGGUCACUUGAUCCAUGUCUCAGUGGUGCCAGAUACACCUUGAUUCUUUUUGGA
Molecule: messenger RNA, 2058 nt
Organism: Acomys russatus (golden spiny mouse)
Lineage: Eukaryota; Metazoa; Chordata; Mammalia; Rodentia; Muridae
Gene: Slc1a4
Product: solute carrier family 1 member 4
Exons: 8
Coding region: 231-1832 (533 amino acids)
Biological process (GO): L-glutamate transmembrane transport; L-serine transport
Cellular component (GO): plasma membrane
Molecular function (GO): symporter activity; L-threonine transmembrane transporter activity; L-serine transmembrane transporter activity
Source: RefSeq, a predicted model, not a curated record